UAUAAAAUGGCACCACCGCAACAAGACCCAAUCCAAGCACCGUCUUCCCGGAGCAAACCCCUAACUUUUCAUGGCCAAGACCAAUGGAGAGCCUUGUUCCCGAACCCUAGAACCAGAAUGAAGCGCAAGCGUGAUCUCGAACCCCUCGUGGAAGGCGAGGGCGAGCGAGAGCAGAAGCAUCAAAAGCUGGAGAUGGCCUCUGUUCUGCACCUCCUCCUACCCGCUGUCGAUGAAGGGACGGGAGCUCUCACCUCUGUGGACAAGGGAAAAGGGAUAGUGGUGGAGGAGGAAGAGGGGGAUAAGGAGGCCGAUGAUGACGACAGCGACGACGGUAGCGAUGUGGGUAGUGAAGACGAGAGUGGCGGGGAGGGAGAUGAUGACAGCGAUUUCGUUGAUGAUCCGUUGGUGGAGGUCGAUCCGGAGAACAUCCUUCCUUCAAGUACGCAGCGGCGGGAACCUCCACGGCCGGGGGUUUAUGUCGACCCUGAUCAGGAUGAGGAUGACAGCGGGGACAGCGAGUAAGAUGAUGCGAGGCUAAAAGGAGGAAUGUAGAAGUUGGCAGAGGACCUUGCGUGAUUGCGGUUGCAUUCCUCGGAGAUGUUUGCAACUCAGCAUUAUACGGUGAAUUAUUUGAUGAGAUAUAUCCUUCUCCCUGGUUCCAUAUGGAUCAGAUUAAGGCACCAGAGUGGCAUAGAUCAUUUCGGGCCUGGUGAGUUUAUCAUUUUGAUUUCUUUUCUAUCGAGUUGCUAGAGUUUGUGUUCAGUUUCUUUUAUUCUUCCACGUAAAUGAACAGUGACAUGGAUACGAGACCGAUAGAUCUCUCUUUCCACUUCGUUUCCGCUCUUUAGCUCUUUGCAUCAAAAGAUCAGAAACAAGUUCUUCCUCUCUUCCUCCCUCGGGAAUCUCUUCUGUUUUGCCCGACUGUUUUGAAGCGAGAGAGAGAGAGA
Molecule: messenger RNA, 947 nt
Organism: Musa acuminata subsp. malaccensis (wild Malaysian banana)
Lineage: Eukaryota; Viridiplantae; Streptophyta; Magnoliopsida; Zingiberales; Musaceae
Source: RefSeq, a predicted model, not a curated record